Messenger RNA from Aplosporella prunicola CBS 121167, 988 nucleotides. RefSeq lists its product as uncharacterized. Lineage: Eukaryota; Fungi; Ascomycota; Dothideomycetes; Botryosphaeriales; Aplosporellaceae. Bases 11 to 883 code for a protein of 290 amino acids. The transcript is spliced from 2 exons. Gene Ontology annotation, molecular function: oxidoreductase activity. The record is from RefSeq and is a predicted model, not a curated record.
GUCCGCAAACAUGGCCACCAACAACCCCGAUUUCCAGCUCGGUGAGGUCUUCAACGUCAAGGACAAGGUAGCGCUGGUUACUGGCGGCGGUUCGGGCAUAGGCUUGAUGUCCACGCAAGCUCUCGCCGUCAACGGAGCUAAGGUCUACAUCGUCGGUCGCACCAAGGAGAAGCUCGAUACUGUCGUCAAGACGCACGGCCAGAACAUUGCGGGCGAGAUUGUUCCUAUUGUCGGCGACGUUACCGACAAGGAAGGUGUGGAGCAGCUUGUCAAGGAGAUCGCCUCCCGCGAGAAGCACCUUGACAUCCUGAUCAACAACGCUGGCAUUGCUCCCGGAAAGACCACUCCUGAUGGCGAGAACGCUGAGGAUCUCAAGAAGAACCUCUUCGGACCCACUAGCCUUGACGAGUGGACUUCAGUCUACGCCACCAACGUCGUCGGUCCUUUCUUCAUGUCUACCGCCUUCUUGCCUCUCCUCCAGAAGGCCACGGAGCACCAGCACGGCUACUCGGGUACUAUCAUCAACAUCACCUCGAUCAGCGGCAUGGUCAAGAUCUCGCAGGGACACUUCGCAUACAACGCGUCCAAGGGCGCCGCGAUUCACUUAAACAAGAUGCUCUCUUCUGAGAUCGCCAAGGCUGGUCUGAAGAUUCGCGUCAACUCGAUUGCGCCUGGUGUCUUCCCCUCGGAGAUGACGACUCAGGAGAGUGGGGACAACCAGAAGUCUGAGAUGCCCAAGGAGCACAAGGAGGGCUUGCCUUCCAGCCGUCCCGGCAACGACAGGGACAUGGCAGCCGCCAUCCUCUUCGCGGCUAGCUGCCAGUACCUCAACGGCCAGAACUUUGCCGUCGACGGUGGCUACCUGAUCCAGGUCGGCCAGUAAGCGUUGCCAUAUAGCGACGUCUGCUUCUCUAUUCCAGCGAUAUCAGCGAGUGCGUCUGGCGACUGGGUAACGAGUACAUGAUGAUUAGAUAACGACAAAAGCGAA